Messenger RNA from Haemonchus placei, 690 nucleotides. NCBI's taxonomy places the organism in Eukaryota, Metazoa, Nematoda, Chromadorea, Rhabditida, Trichostrongylidae. The record is from the annotation of a GenBank genome assembly.
CACGGGUGCGUCGCGGUCAUGCGUUGCAAUUCCGGAAAACUCGUCCAGCUAGAUUGUAGCAGCAGGUCCAGCAUUGCAAAUGCAUCUGAACGCGAUGCACCUACACAUAUGGAUUCAUAUAUGGCAAAAGCUUCAUCACAACUAGGAGUAUUAUGUCAACAUUGUUCAACGACAGAUUUACCAUGUCCAAAAGCACAUCAGGAGCAUGGCUCACCUUCAUUACCAUCAUUGUAUUCACUGGCACCGUCCGAUAUAUCCGGUAACGAGCCUCUAUGUCGGAUUUGUCAUUGCUGUUGGCCGUCGGACGCAUCCGAUCCUCUGAUAUCCCCAUGUCGAUGCUCCGGUUCUUUGCAAUAUGUACAUGUUUCAUGUUUGAUGCAUUGGUUAGAUAUUUCAUCGCGGAAGUUGCAUCGACCAGCUGUAUGUGAACUUUGUUUGUACAAGUAUAGGAGAAGACGUGUACUUAAGUACCGGGAGAUCAAGCUGCCAGAUUGUUCGGAUCGUGACGUACGGUACUAUACAUUAUUCGUGUGUGCGCUAGCAAUGAUGAUUCUGUCAGCGUUAGCCACAAUCGUGUGCUUUCAGUUGGAAAAAUCUUAUUCAACGCAUUCCAAUAACCGUCCACUUUUGUGCAAUGGACGCGAAUCUCGAAUUCUAUCGUUCUCACUCUUUCUAUCUUUACUAUGGUAG